This is a messenger RNA of Eriocheir sinensis (Chinese mitten crab), 2526 nucleotides long. Its product is annotated as cytochrome P450 2L1-like. The record is from RefSeq and is a predicted model, not a curated record. The transcript has 11 exons. Gene Ontology annotation, biological process: xenobiotic metabolic process. Gene Ontology annotation, cellular component: intracellular membrane-bounded organelle; cytoplasm. Gene Ontology annotation, molecular function: oxidoreductase activity, acting on paired donors, with incorporation or reduction of molecular oxygen, reduced flavin or flavoprotein as one donor, and incorporation of one atom of oxygen; iron ion binding; heme binding. Lineage: Eukaryota; Metazoa; Arthropoda; Malacostraca; Decapoda; Varunidae. Bases 199 to 1665 code for a protein of 488 amino acids.
UGAAACUUUAGCAUGUGGAAGUACCUGCAACCUCAACGAAAGCCUUAUCAUAUCAAAAGCUCCGAAAUGUUUUAGAAUAUGAGCCGUAUAGUCGUCCCACAACAUACCAGCAGGGAAGAUCUACCAGUCUUGAGUGAGGAGUGAGGAUAUUACGUUGGCACCAGUAUCAGUGCAUCCCCGGUAGGAGGAACGUGCGGUAUGUGGCUGGCGGUGUUGUUGUUUGGCCUGGUGGUGCUACUGCUGAGGCACUACCUCACCACACCCAAGGACUUGCCGCCUGGUCCAUUUGCAGUCCCUUACCUGGGCGGUAUUCCAGUGGUCACGGUGCAACAAGUAAAAGAAUGCAGGAAGAAAUACGGAGACAUCUUCAUAACGGAUAUGCUUGGCGUGAAGACUGUAUAUUUGUGCAACUACAAGCUAAUCAAAGAAGCGUUUUCCCGUUCGGACAUAACCGACCGACCUAGUGGUGAAGGAAUGCACUUCAUAACAGAUGGCGUUGAAGCAGGUGUGAUUAUGAGUAACGGCAAACACUGGCAGAAUGCACGAAGGUUCCUGUUGCGUAAUUUGCGUGACUUAGGCAUGGGCAAGACCUACCUGGAGAGGGCGAUACAGAAAGAAGCGACGUGCUUGGUUGAUAACUUCAGGAGCGUCUCAGGGAGUCCCACGCUCUUCCCAAAGUCGAUUAACGUCGCCGUGCUAAACGUGGUGUGGCAGAUGGUCGCUAGCAAACGCUACGAGUUAGAUGAUGAGGACAUUCUUCGGAUAGUCAAGAUCAUCAAGGGGGUGGAGGGCAAUGCUGUCGCUGUUAUGUUUAGGUUUUUAUUCCCGAAACUAUCUAAGUUAUUUCCCAAGUACAUAAGGAGUAAGUGGAUGUUAGAGGAUGCCUUGGAAGGGAUGAAGAACGAAAACUACAAGCUGUGCAAGGAGUUGAUGGAAUCCCACCGAGUCUCCCUAGACCCGGACCAUCCUCGCGACAUCAUUGAUGAAUACCUCUUGGCGAUGGAUAGAAAGAGUGAUAUCGCGACCUACUUCAGCGAAUUGGAUCUAACAAGAAUUGUUUUUGACCUGUUUAACGCUGGGUUUGACACAGUCUCAAGCACCCUUCGGUGGUUUAUUCUCUACAUGGCCAAAUACCCCGAUGAGCAGCGUCGCGUACAGCAGCAGAUCGACGAGGUAGUCCCGCGCGACACGCUGCCUUCCUAUGAACAUAAACACAAGCUCCCGCUGGUGGAGGCGACGGUACAUGAGGUGCUGCGAAAGUCCUCCCUCAUAUCCUUGGGCGUCCACCAUGCGACCCAGAACGACGUCCACCUUGGCGGCUACCUGAUCCCCAAGGGUGCCAUGGUGACGGGGGCUAUCAUCUGCUGUCAUGAGGACCCACAGUACUGGGAGCAGCCAGACCAGUUCAGACUGGAGCACUUCCUUGACGAGGAGGGUAACUUUGUAUCCCAGAAGGAGGGUUUCUUGCCGUUCAAUACAGGACGCAGAAAUUGUCUGGGAGAGGCACUCGCGAGAAUGGAGCUGUACAUCUUCAUGGCUGCGUUGCUGCAGAACUUCACCUUCUCACCUCCUGAAGGCUGUGAGGUGGACUUGGAACCCAGCUCGAAGCAGCCAUCCGGUCAAAUGACCAAGGACCAAAAUAUUCUCAUCACUACGAGGAAAUAGUCUGCUGCAUACUUCACUUCAUUACUAUCCAGUUAAUUUCCUAGAAACGUAUCAAACUUGAAAUCAUCGUCUUGAGACAUUAUUAUGUAGUCCACUGCAGGACAAUGGCUUUUUUUUCCCAAACUUUUCCACUAUCCCUUAUUCUUCGACAACACUCAUCUGUCACCUUCUUCUACAAGAAAAAACAUCCUCGGUCUAUCCUUAGCUCAGAAUUUUAACUGGGUUCUUCACAUCUCUCUUACUAAAUAAGCUUCCUCGAAGUUGGGCGUUCUGUAUCGUCUCCGCCAGUUUUUCUUCCCAGCACAUAUGCUUUCCAUAUAUAAGACUGAAUGAUUGAUUCUUUAUUUAACUCGAUAGGUAUUAUAAUAUAUACAUUUUUCUUUACAAAGUUAUAUUGGCUCGUUGAGCUUAUGCUCUAAUACGAGCCUAAAGAAAACAUAUGAUUUUAGAAUUCUAUCACAGGAUGGUUGGGUUAUCUCCAAGGUUAGGGGAAGGUGGGGCACAGCGGGACAAUAAGAUCUUUGAAACAAAAUAUCUCCUUUUUUUGAACAGCUAUUACAAAACUAAAAUAAUGGAAAGCAAAUAGCACCAUUUAGCAAUAAUAGACAUGUGCAUAAGAAACAAUCACCUUCUUUGGAAAAGCUGUGAUCCUCACAAAAGAACAUUUUCAAAUUUGUCCUACUGUGCCCCAAGGUGGGUGGGGGGGGGCACAGUGGGACAAGAAGUGGGCCACACUAGAACAUGAAUAGUACACAUUUCUGAAACCAAAUUUCAAAUCAAAUUUAAGGUACGAAUUUUGUCUCUUUGUUGUGCCGCAUGUGCUAGGCUUGGGGAGGAUGACCUUGACGUCAGCUUGAUGGA